AGAAUAUACUCAUCACAUACAUCGGAAUGUUUUUUGGAGACGACUACAUAUUCACAUGGACCAACUUCCUGGGGUUAAAUAUCAGUAUUGCAGGCAGCUUGGGUCUACUCGUACAUUACAUUCACAGAAGAGCAAAUGAACAACCUGUCAGAGCCUAUCAGCAAACUGGACAACAGGGGGAAGAGCGCGGUGUGAGCGCUGACCUCUUCAUCACGAGCGACGCGUGGCUAGCACAUCAUGGACAUGAGCUUGCGCGCCAAGCUAUUGCUAAUUUGCACAAAUCAAUUGAAAUGAUGCCUUUUUUUUAUAUAUUUUAG
Messenger RNA from Staurois parvus, 317 nucleotides. Lineage: Eukaryota; Metazoa; Chordata; Amphibia; Anura; Ranidae. The record is from the annotation of a GenBank genome assembly.